AUGAAAAGAUGUUUGACUCCAACCAUCGAGAUCAUACCAAUUUCACCUGAACAACAUCCACCAAACCUCGUCUAUAUCAUCAACUGGAUAUCUCAGCAUCAAGAUUUCAACGAUAUUAAACCUAAAAUUGAAUUACAUAAAGCUAUAAACAUGACGGCGUCCACGCGAGCUUCGACGGGCCAUUCCAAGCCACGCGUGCACCUGACCGUGUCCACCGAGCCGGAACGCAAGCGCCAAAGCGGCAACACCACGACUACCCAUCGCCACACCGGCGUCAAGAAGCGGACCGGGGCAACAAGAGCCCCGGCUACCCACCAUAAGCGGAAGCCACACCUAAGCGAUAAGAUUGAGGGUGCUGCUGAGAAGUUGGUUGGUAAGAUCACACGCAGACCGGGGAAGAAGGCUGCGGGGACACGCAAGAUGCGCGGAACGGACGGGAAGGGUAGCCAUGUUAAGCGGGUGUAA
This is a messenger RNA of Daldinia vernicosa, 465 nucleotides long. RefSeq lists its product as uncharacterized. Lineage: Eukaryota; Fungi; Ascomycota; Sordariomycetes; Xylariales; Hypoxylaceae. The coding region runs from base 1 to 465 and encodes 154 amino acids. The transcript is spliced from 2 exons. The record is from RefSeq and is a predicted model, not a curated record.